Molecule: messenger RNA, 549 nt
Organism: Stomoxys calcitrans (stable fly)
Lineage: Eukaryota; Metazoa; Arthropoda; Insecta; Diptera; Muscidae
Exons: 2
Coding region: 1-441 (146 amino acids)
Source: RefSeq, a predicted model, not a curated record
AUGAUUUAUACCAGGAUCAAAUUUGUUGCUUGUGUCCUAGUUCUGGCGCUAUCCGUUUCUGUAUACGCCAAUCCUGGUCUAAAACUUAGGGAAAAAUUGGCUCGACUACUCAUGGAUCCCGAAAACAUCGAAAGGAACAAUGAAAUCUCGCAAGAGGAUAGUCAAUGGAAAACGGACUCAAGGGCGAACACACAAAAGGGAAUGGUUUUAAAAAAUAGACCAGGAUCAACACGGUCUAAAGAUCGUAAGCCUCUCAAGACCAUGUUUGAGGUAACAAAACCUGUGGAAUCUGAGGAAAGCCAUGAGAGCCGUGAAUACAAGAAAACAUCGAAAACAACCACAACCACAACUCCAGCUUCGGACACAACGCAAGACAUUGUCAUGGUGGGCAUGGCUCCUUUCAAAGCUAUAAUGAAUCGUAUCCUAGAUAUUUGGAAUUAAUGAAGCGAUCCCUAAACUAUAUAGAUAUAUAAAAUUUUGAGAGUUUUAUUUGUUAAAAAUUUAAAUUUUAUAUUUAUUUAAAUAAAUAAUAAUAGUUAUCCAAUUAAA